Messenger RNA from Saprolegnia diclina VS20, 1176 nucleotides. RefSeq lists its product as hypothetical. Gene Ontology annotation, molecular function: hydrolase activity, hydrolyzing O-glycosyl compounds; cellulose binding. Gene Ontology annotation, biological process: cellulose catabolic process. The transcript has a single exon. Bases 1 to 1176 code for a protein of 391 amino acids. Gene Ontology annotation, cellular component: extracellular region. NCBI's taxonomy places the organism in Eukaryota, Oomycota, Saprolegniomycetes, Saprolegniales, Saprolegniaceae. The record is from RefSeq and is a predicted model, not a curated record.
AUGACCGCCAUCUUCUUGCUCAUAAUCUCGUGCCUCGUUCACGUCGGGUCCGCGGCCCUCUGCGCCGGCCUCACGCCCUACUCGUACGAAUUUGCUAUCAAGAACAAUGCGCAGUUUGCGCCAGCAAUCAACGAGCUCAAAAAAUACCCCGUCGCUAUGUGGUACGCCGACAGUGGCGGCAGCGAUGCCAUUGGUGCGCUCCUUGAGGCCUGUCCUACGGACACACCGGUCAUUGUCGUCUACGGUCUGCCCGGGAAGGACUGCGCGGCCGGCUACUCGGGCGGUGGUGCCAACUACAACGGGGACCUCUACAAGGCGUGGCUCCAAAAGCUCACAAGCCAGGUUGGCAACCGCAAGGUCAUCUACAUUCUGGAGCCCGACGCCGUCGGUCUCCUUGCCAACAACAACUGCGCGACGCAGAACGGGUAUCUCGGCAACCUCCAAGCAGCCGUCCAGAUUCUGUCGGCCAACGCCAACGCGCAGAUCUACGCGGAUCUCGCGUCGUGGGCCAUCCAAGACAAGGCCGUCGCGAUUCUCAAGAGCCUCGGCAAGGUCACGGGUAUUGCCAUCAACACGUCUGGUUAUCAUGCAACCACCGAGAUGAACCAGAUCUGCGAGUCGUACUCCAAGCAGACCGGCGGCCUCCACUGCAUCAUUGACACGUCGCGCAACUUUAACGGGUCACCGCAGAACGAGUGGUGCAACGCGCGGUCGGGUGGCAUUGGCGCGUCCCCGACGGCGCAGACGGGCAACCCGCUCGUCGACUACUACCUCUGGAUCAAAGUGCCGGGUGAGUCGGACGGGCAGUGCUACGGCCAGUCGGGCGAUGCGAUGAUCGGUCCGGGCGCCGGUCAGUUCUUUGCAGACGGCUUUAAGUCCCUCUGGGACCAGGGCUACUUCGUCGCGCAUGGCUUUCCCAAGAUCGGUCAGAGCGCGGGGUCGCCGACGAUGGCACCAACUUCGACGCCGGCUCCGACAACAAAGACUCCGUCGCCAUCGACGCCCCAGCCAUCGGCAGCCCGUACUGCGACCCCCGCACCUUCGACGUCGAACCCGUCAGUGCCGACGGCGUCGCGACGGGGUCAGUGCGGUGGUAUUGGGUAUUUGGGACCCAUGCUGUGCAGUGGAAGCUAUAUCUGCACGUUUGUAAACGCCUACUACUCGCAAUGUCUGUGA